GACACUUUCUCGUGAUGCGCUUUGGGGAUGACGAGCGUGUGACCGCGCGAGAUGGGCAGGAUGUCGAGGAUGGCGAUGACGUCUUCGUUCUCAAAGGCAAUGUGAGCGGGAUCGCCGUCGUUGAUGAUCCCGCAAAAGGGACAAGUUGGAUCGGAUGGUCUGCUCUGCUUGAUCGUCUCGCCCCUAUUCUCGAUCAGUGAGAUGAGAUGCGAUGUCAUCACGGCCAAUGUCUACGGCUGAGGCUGCUCCUGUAUGGCGCUGGGUGUCGGGCGAUAGGCAACAGUCGAUAAUUUCCUAUCGCGACUCGAUCAGCGCUCACCUCGACGGUCGACGGCAAGAUGACGUGACGUGGCCCGGCAGGCAAGCAUGUCAGAGCUCACAGCGACCAAGCUGGCUCAGUACCAACAGCUCAACUGUGACUUGUUCCUACACAAGAGCUAUCACGCACCUCGUACCAGCAGAAAGGAACCCGACGCCUACAAGCAAGCAGUCUUUGACCGUGGUCACCGUUUCGAAGCUGAGAUCGUUGCCUAUCUCCGAUCCGAAGAUCGCAUACUCGAUGUGAACUCACUGAAACCUCGAGAUGCGCUCGACGCUAUCGUCAGAGACCCGAGAGACGACUUCUUUGUCGUUGGGUUUGCCGCACGAAGCAACUUGUCUACUCACUUUGAGCAGCAUGACACACCACCGGUCCGCUUUGGUACCUUCAAGCCUGAUUUCGUUCACAUCACAAAGAUUGAAGCGGCCAUACAUUGGCACCUCAUCGACGCCAAAAUGUCACAUCAGGUCAAGCCGAGCCAUUUUGUUCAGCUGUACUUUUAUCAUCUCUCGAUGCUAGAUCUCUUGCGCAACCGUGCAGAUGAGACUUGGAUACCUUCUGAGGAUAUGUCAGUUUGGCUGCCGUCGCAUGGCGUUGACGGCAAUCCCGCAAGAACGCCAAUUCGAUUAGUCGCGAAACGCCUCGAUAAGAUGUUUUUUGGUGACAUACCGCAAAUGCUUGGGCGGGCAGAACGCGAAGUGGACUACCAUCUCAACCCGUUAUGCAAAGCUUGCGAUUUCGAACCGUCUUGUCGUGAUCGGGUCAAUGCAGAAGGUAGACUGGGCAAGAUUCCUGGUCUAUCGCACGCAGAUCGCCAUACAUUUUUGUCACUAUCAAGACAUGAAGGUUCAUGCAGUGUAGACGCAACAGAAAUAGAAGAGCUUGACUCGCUCUUGCAUAGUCCGAGCAGAAUGGCUGAAAGAUCAACGGCUGCACCCGAAGCCAGCAGUCGAUUGCGGAAAGCACUCGCUGUCAAUAGUGACGGUCAGAGCAAUAUGCUCGAAGCAGCAAAGAUGUCGAAAGUUAUGGCAACAGGCCGUCGAUCUGGCGUUCUGUCUACAGCCGAAGACGUCGCUGUCAUCUUCAGUCUGGUGCCCGAUCCGAAUGCGCUCGAUAGCGACAUCGUCGCGUUUGCUGCAGCCACCUACGUCUCGGAUACGGCUGUGGUCAGUCAAGAACAUCGAAAAUUGCUUUCGAUGCCACAGUCGGGCGACGCAGCAAGCUUUGUCAGGAUUGCUGCUCGCGUGCUGCGCCGAGUCAUUGCUGCCGGGCUGACUGCUCAAGUCUACGUCAGCCAGCCUUUCGAGCGAAGUCUUCUAUCCAGUCUAGUCGUUCGGAAUGCGCUCGAUGAUAGAGUUGAGACGGACGAUCUCAGAAUGCUCAUCGGAUGUCUCUGUGAGGGUGCUGCUGCCCUUGCGACGCAAUUUCAGCCUAUCAUCAUUCGCGAUGCCCUCGAAGUGCUCACGAAUAAAGGCGCACUACAAAAGACUGCGCUCGUCGCUUGCGCAGCUCGGCUCGAUCUCCCAAGCGACGGCUCGGUCGAUGAAGUACGCGAGCGUAUCGCCGCUAAUUUACAGACUCGCUUUCAGGGUAAAGGGAAUGCGGAGGUUGACGGUCUCAAGGUUGUUGCGUUGCUUCAUGAGAUCCCCCGCGUGCUCGCGAUCCCCGUACCGGGUUAUCUGCACACGCAAGCGGUCUUGGCUGCGCUCUCUCCCCCAGACGCUCGAGACCUUGCAGACGACGAGCAGCUAUACGCUCAACUCGAACGCGGAGGGCUGGAGUCAAUCGCUUGCUCGCUUUCUCAGCGCACGCUAGCCUGUCUGCAAAUACUUCAGGCCGCCCGUACAAAGCUACCGAUCUUGACUGGAAGGCCAUUGGAGCAUACACUGCUGCGCUCGAGUUCGAUCAUGAAGCCGAUCUUUUGCGACGUCUGUCAUCAUCCAGCACUCCGCAAGCUUAGCUUCGUCACACAAUUCGAGACACUCUCCCGGCUGGAUAAGCUUGUGACCGGUCGCAUUGAUGAUACCAGCUCGAUUGCAUCACUGAUCUUCCUUGGAUCUUUCAAGUCAGACGGCAACGUAUGGUUACAACGCUUUCGGGUCGUUCAGGGCGCCUUGGACCCUCCAGCAGAAGCAAACGGCUUCCCACUCUACGACUACUUGCUUGUCAAAGCUUCAAAUCACGUCGAUUUAGCCGUGACAGGCUUUCCCGAUCUGGCGCUCAGCAACGCGCGUGUGCCUUUAACAUAUGGCGCAGCGGCUAGCUGGCGUAGCAUGUCUGACGAAGUCCGCGAGAGCGUUCACUUUGCGUCGAUCGAGAGCGUCGAUGACACGCUUGUUUGCUUGCGGACAUGGUCAGACCCAUGGAAGCAGCCAGAAAAGGGUAGUGAAUAUCAAGUCCAUCUGCGCCUUACCGACUUUAGCUUUCGCAACAUUUUGACAAGGCUAAUGAUCAUCGAUAUCAGCUCGACGCAGUCGCUACAUCCUUUCGUAUCUCUCGUGUCUGAUGCAGAUGCUUUUGCAGCAGAACCAUCUUUUGGUGGCUCAGCAGAUGAGCUUGCCAGAGAGGCACAGAUGUCAUCAUUGUUUACGGCCCUCAAAGGCCUACGUCCAGACAUUGCGCGUGUCGCAUUUCAACCAACACAACGACGCGCGUUCCGUAGAAUGCUAACCAAUCGCCUCAGCGUCGUUUUCGGUCCGCCUGGAUCUGGCAAGACCUCGACGAUUGCCCUGAGCUUACUAAGGCUCUGCGACAUCGUCCGCUCUACUAAUUCCAAAUCAUGCUCAACCAUCUUCAUGACUGCCAUGACGCAUGCCGCAAUCGAUCAGUUUCAGGCACGAGUCGAGGACUUGAAGGCCCUGAUGAAGGACAUGCCUGGCUUAGACACCGACUUCAUUGAUAAUCUCGUACUUGAGCGAGUCCGAUCUGGCACAACGCACCCAAAGCCUCAGAGUCCAGCAGGAUCAACUGCCUGCUAUCUCGCUACAGUCUGGCAGCUCGCAAAGCUUAGCGAUCGCUUCAAGCUAGAGGCAGAUUUGAUUAUUGUCGAUGAGGCCAGCCAGCUCAGCUUGACGGCUUUGGCAAUGGUCACACAGCUGUCGCAACACGGUAAGCUCUUGCUAGCCGGCGAUCCGCGUCAGCUGGGCCCGAUAAUUACUGGCACGUAUCCGCCUCAGGACGCCUACCUCUACGGCAGCUCACUCGACUGUGUGCUGUAUCGUCACCAGGACUCCGAGUCUCAGUCGAGCUUUGGUAUGGGCGUGACGCAACUAGAAGAGAACUUCCGUCUCAACCCGGAUCUGGCCAGCUUCGUAUCCACAAUAUACACGCGACGCUUUGUAUCGAUGAAGCGUCGAGCGCAUGACCAGGUUGCGAGACGGCUUCAGCUCCAUCUAGACCGCCUUGCGCGUAGUCCCACGCGCGUUUUAUUCUCCAAUAUUGCAUGCGCAAUGCAGGGCUUGCCAUCGACACUUACGAAACCCUUUCGUACAGCGCCCAUUUCUGCCGAGCUGCAUGCCUCUCUCAUCAACAUUGACCUCUCACAGGCUAGCGCUCGAUCACCAGCUGGGUGCGCAGAAAGCGAGGCGCAGUGGAUUGCCCGUAUUGCGCAUAUUCUGCUUGAUGCUGUCGAUGACGCGACCGUCUUCGUGGCUUGUCCACAUAGAAAGCAGCGUCAAGCUGUUCGACAGGCCUUUGCACAGGCGUCACAAGCCUCACAAAACCUGUCCGACCUGGUUGGCAGCCUGACGCUCGAGGAAACCCGGGCCUCGAGGAUCAAGAUCGAGACAAUCGAGCGAUUGCAGGGUGCAGAGGCCACAUUCGUCAUCGCUUACUUCGCCAGUACAAAUGCGGACAGCCUUUCGGCGACUGAGCUAGAGUUCUUUUACGUCCGCGAACGACUCAACGUAGCGCUUUCGCGCGCCAAAGAGCUGUGCAUCUUGCUUACUUGCGAUGCGGUCCUGAUGCCGCCGCUACAAGCCAUCAGCAGUGUCGCUAGCCGGGAAGGCUUCGCGUAUCUUGACGAGUAUGUUCAGCGAAGCCAUCGUGCUCGCGUCCAAUUGUAGGGUCGUGCUAAGUCACUUGUCGUUGUACACUUUGCAUUCGCAUUUGUCAACAAAGUAUGACAUCAUGAAUUGGGGAUGAGAAUAUACAUAGCAUUUACAGACUCAGCGGGUCGUCCGCUCCGAAUCAGCUGGACUGACACUCCUAUCAGCUCCGCCAGCCAUAGACGUGGGCGAGUCGCAACGAGGCAGAGCCAAAGGUGUUAUGGAGCCU
This is a messenger RNA of Mixia osmundae IAM 14324, 4594 nucleotides long. RefSeq lists its product as uncharacterized. The transcript has 3 exons. Bases 367 to 4383 code for a protein of 1338 amino acids. The record is from RefSeq and is a predicted model, not a curated record. Gene Ontology annotation, molecular function: 5'-3' DNA helicase activity. Lineage: Eukaryota; Fungi; Basidiomycota; Mixiomycetes; Mixiales; Mixiaceae.